Molecule: messenger RNA, 1704 nt
Organism: Eublepharis macularius
Lineage: Eukaryota; Metazoa; Chordata; Lepidosauria; Squamata; Eublepharidae
Gene: ARL16
Product: ADP ribosylation factor like GTPase 16
Exons: 5
Coding region: 535-1356 (273 amino acids)
Molecular function (GO): GTPase activity; GTP binding
Source: RefSeq, a predicted model, not a curated record
GGGGUGCCAAUCUCCAGACGGCAGCUGGAGACUGAAUCCUUGAAUUACAAUUGAUCUCAAGGCCACAGAGAUCAGUUCCCCUGGAGAAAGUGGCUGCUUUGGAGGGGUGGGGACUGUAUGGCAUUAUCCCCAACUGAGAGCCCUCUCCUCCCUAAACUAUAUCCUCUCCAGGUUCCACCCUUCAAAUCUCCAGGAAUUUUCCAACUUGGAGCUGGCAACCCUACUUGUCGACUGUAGGAGGGAAUGGCCUCGUUCCUUUUGCCAGCCCUUCAGGCUUAUCAAAUUGCAUGGCUGCUAGCUGUGAUGGCUAAAGCGACCCUCCACACCCAGAGGCAAUAAACUCUGGCUACCAAUGCUAGGAGGCAUGUCAGAGGGCUUCCAUGUUGUGUUGUUGUCUGCUGUGUAAGAUAGGCUGGUGGGCUCGGUGAAUCACUGGUCUGAUCUAACAGGAGUAUCCCUUAUGCUUAUGGUACAGAGCGUCCCUUACUUUUAGCUUGCAUUUGUUUCAUGCUUGGCACUGCCACAGCAUGAAACAUGCUUGACACUGUGGCCCACAGGGCACAAGAUAGAGCACUGGAAGGGAAGUCACUCACCCAGACCAGAAAACAGGGUGAGAGAGGGAAGGUGAAGUUUGUGGUUCCCCAAAAAGAAAAGGUUCCCACAAUAGAAGAUAGCUUCCUGGUACACAUGGUUUUUCUCUCUUAUUUGAAGAAUCUGCCCAGGGCCCACCUUUGCUGCCUGCUGAAUCUAGCCAUCCCUUUCCGGUUGUCUUCCUUAACAAACUCUUUCACAGCUGAGUUCCAGGGACGGUGCCAAGGAUCUUGGAGAGCCACCCCCCACACUGCCUACGAUCUUCCCUCUGUGCCUGGCCCCUAUUUCUGCUUUGGUGUUCAUCAUAGCAUAAGGUCCCAUCUUCAACCCGAUGUCUCAUUGCAAGUUGGACAACAGUUCUGUGUGGGCACAAACCUUACUGAUCUUCAGAUUGGAAAGAAGAUCACAGUUCGGGAACUAGGAGGAUGUAUGGGGCCCAUUUGGUCCAGCUACUACAGCGACUGCUGCUGUGUUUUGUACAUGAUUGAUGCUGCUAAACCUACCCAGAUUUCCUCGUCCUGCGUUCAGCUCCUGUCGCUCCUCUCUGCUGAAGAGCUAACAUCCGUCCCUGUCCUCAUCAUUUUCAACAAAAUAGACCUACCCUGCUACAUGUCCCUGGUGGAGAUGAAGUCAUUGUUCCGAAUCCAGGACCUUGUUUCCUGUGCCAAGCAGCCCAUCACCAUUGUGGAGACGAGUGCACAUGACGGCACUGGCUUACCUAAAGUCAUGCAGUGGCUUCGUUCCGUCCUGCAUGAUUUCAGAUGACCCCCUUGCCUCUGGUGCCUUUUGUAGGCUGUAAACAGAGGAAAGACACCUGGACCACAGCAUUGUAUCUGGGGGGAAAUAUUGCUAUUGUCUUGGCCACUGAUGUGGUUUGAACUUGAAAGUAAACGCUUUGAUCUCUCAGUAUCUUGUGUUAAACUACUACUAGAAUUCAAGCAGAGAAAGUUUCUGUGAGUGGAAGGUAAAAUUUAUGGAGUUACAUCUAUCUUUUACUAUGGUCUUCGCUUCUCAGAAGUCAAGCGACCCUAUACUCUAUACCAAUCUGAAGUUCUGUAGUUUAUAAUUGCUCUGCACAAUUCUUUACUCAUGUAAUAUACGCACAGUUUCUGA